Balaenoptera musculus (blue whale) is the source of this 4634-nucleotide messenger RNA. RefSeq names its product FERM, ARH/RhoGEF and pleckstrin domain protein 1 (gene FARP1). Gene Ontology annotation, molecular function: guanyl-nucleotide exchange factor activity; cytoskeletal protein binding. Gene Ontology annotation, cellular component: cytoskeleton. NCBI's taxonomy places the organism in Eukaryota, Metazoa, Chordata, Mammalia, Artiodactyla, Balaenopteridae. The transcript has 26 exons. The coding region runs from base 167 to 3283 and encodes 1038 amino acids. The record is from RefSeq and is a predicted model, not a curated record.
CGCCCCCGCCGCCCGCGGGUAUUAAUAGCCGAGCGUCCCCGCCGCACGCGCAGCCGGAGCCGCCGCGCCCUCGGCCGCCGGGAACUCGGAGCUGCGGAGCCCGGAGGCCGGGAGUGGGAGCCGGAGCCGCCUGCGCCGUGGAGGUAUCAUAUAAUCUGCUCUCAUCAUGGGAGAAAUAGAGCAGAGGCCAACUCCAGGAUCGAGACUGGGGGCCCCGGAGAAUUCGGGGAUCAGUACCUUGGAACAUGGACAGAAGCCUCCCCCCACGCCUUCAGGAAAACUCAUGUCCGUCAGAAUCCAGAUGCUGGAUGACACCCAGGAGGCCUUUGAAGUUCCGCAAAGAGCCCCCGGGAGAGCGCUGCUGGAUGCGGUGUGCAGCCGCCUCAACCUCGUGGAAGGAGACUAUUUUGGCCUCGAGUUUCCCGACCACAAGAAGAUCACGGUGUGGCUGGAUCUCUUAAAACCUAUUGUCAAGCAGAUUAGAAGGCCAAAGCAUGUCGUUGUUAAGUUUGUGGUGAAAUUCUUUCCACCUGACCACACACAACUCCAAGAAGAACUCACAAGGUACCUAUUUGCUCUGCAGGUGAAGCAGGACCUGGCUCAAGGCAGGCUGACGUGUAGUGACACCAGCGCUGCCCUCUUGAUCUCACACAUUGUGCAAUCUGAGAUUGGGGAUUUUGAUGAAGCAUCGGACAGAGAGCAUUUAGCGAAAAAUAAGUACAUACCUCAGCAAGAUGCAUUAGAAGACAAAAUUGUGGAAUUCCACCAUAACCACAUUGGACAAACACCAGCAGAAUCGGAUUUCCAGCUCCUGGAGAUCGCCCGCAGGCUGGAGAUGUACGGCAUCCGAUUGCACCCAGCUAAGGACCGGGAAGGCACUAAGAUCAACCUGGCUGUGGCCAACACCGGGAUUCUAGUGUUUCAGGGUUUUACGAAGAUCAAUGCCUUCAACUGGGCAAAGGUGCGGAAGCUGAGCUUCAAGAGGAAGCGCUUUCUCAUCAAGCUCCGCCCAGAUGUGAACAGCUCAUACCAGGAUACCUUGGAAUUCCUAAUGGCCAGUCGGGAUUUUUGCAAAUCCUUCUGGAAAAUCUGUGUUGAACAUCAUGCCUUUUUUAGACUUUUUGAAGAGCCCAAACCAAAGCCAAAGCCUGUUCUCUUUAGCCGAGGGUCAUCAUUUCGGUUCAGUGGCCGGACUCAGAAGCAGAUUCUCGACUAUGUUAAAGAAGGAGGACAUAAGAAGGUGCAGUUUGAAAGAUGGAGACGUGGCAGCUCAAAGAUGUUGAGUAACUCGCCCAGGUCUCAGAGCUGGAAACACAGCAAGAUUCAUUCCAUCGGAAGCCUUGCUACGCAGCCUACAGAGCUGAACUCAGAAGUGCCAAAACAAGCUCAGCAGAGUGCCAGCCUUACCUUUGGAGAAGGUGCUGCGUCCCCGGGCGGCCAGAGCUGCCAGCCGGGAAGGGACCCGACCGCUUCGGCCGAGGAGCGCGGGCCACAGCGCAACCCCACUCCGCAGAGGAGCCCGGCGGGGAGCACGAAGGCAGACGGGGCCGGCAGGGCGGAGACGGAGGAAGAGGAGGAGGUCGUUACGGACAGGACCCAGCAGAGUAGACCUCGGCCCCCGCAGCCAAGCACAGGCUCCCUGACUGGCAGCCCCCACCUUUCAGAGCUGUCCAUCAACUCGCAGGGCGGAGCCACCAACACCGUCCUGUCACCCAACCUGAGCCCCGACGCCAAGCAGGCCUCCCCCUUGGUCAGCCCGCUGCUGAAUGACCAGGUGGGCCCUCGGACUGACGACGAGGACGACGGCCGGAGAAAGAGAUUCCCAACUGACAAAGCGUACUUCAUCGCUAAGGAAGUCUCCACCACUGAGAGAACGUACCUGAAGGAUCUUGAAGUCAUCACUUCGUGGUUUCAGAGCACAGUAAGCAAAGAGGACUCCAUGCCCGAAACCUUGAAAAGUCUCAUUUUCCCGAAUUUUGAACCUUUGCACAAAUUUCAUACAAAUUUUCUCAAGGAAAUUGAACAACGACUCGCCCUGUGGGAAGGCCGCUCGAAUGCUCACAUCAGAGGAGAUUACCAAAGAAUUGGAGAUGUGAUGCUGAAGAACAUUCAGGGCAUGAAGCAACUGGCGGCGCAUCUGUGGAAGCACAGCGAGGCUCUGGAGGCGCUGGAGACCGGCAUCCGGGGCUCCCGGCGGCUGGAGAGCUUGUGCCGAGACUUCGAGCUGCAGAAGGUGUGCUACCUGUCGCUCAACACCUUCCUCCUGCGCCCGCUGCACCGGCUCAUGCACUACAAGCAGGUCCUAGAGCGGCUGUGCAAGCACCACCCGCCCAGCCACGCCGACUUCAGGGACUGCCGAGCUGCUUUGGCAGAGAUCACGGAAAUGGUGGCCCAGCUUCACGGUACAAUGAUCAAGAUGGAGAAUUUCCAGAAGCUGCAUGAACUCAAGAAAGAUUUGAUUGGCGUUGACAAUCUUGUGAUUCCAGGAAGGGAAUUCAUCCGCCUGGGCAGCCUCAGCAAGCUCUCCGGGAAGGGGCUCCAGCAGCGCAUGUUCUUCCUGUUCAACGACGUCUUGCUGUACACGAGCAGGGGGCUGACGGCCUCGAAUCAGUUUAAAGUUCACGGGCAGCUCCCGCUCUACGGCAUGACCAUGGAGGAAAGUGAGGACGAGUGGGGCGUGCCCCACUGCCUCACCCUGCGGGGCCAGCGCCAGUCCAUCGUCGUGGCUGCCAGUUCUCGGUCCGAGAUGGAAAAGUGGGUGGAGGACAUACAGAUGGCCAUUGACUUGGCCGAGAAAAGCAGCGGCCCCGCCCCCGAGUUCCUGGCCAGCAGCCCUCCUGACAGCAAGUCCCCGGAGGAGGCGGCGGGCGACCAGGAGUCGGAGGACGACCUCAGCGCCUCGCGCACCUCGUUGGAGCGCCAGGCCCCGCACCGCGGCAACACCAUGGUGCACGUGUGCUGGCACCGCAACACCAGCGUCUCCAUGGUGGACUUCAGCGUGGCCGUGGAGAUGGAUGGAGGUGAUCCGAAGUGCCACCAGCUCGGCCUCCCGUGCCCACGUUCUGAGUCACAAAGAAUCUCACGUGUAUUGAUGGCAGGACGGGACACAUGUGUUGAUUGUUUCAGCAGUGGCGACUUUCCCGGAAGACAUUUUCUUUCUUCUGUAUUAAUGAAGCCUAGUAAAAUUAACACCUGUCUGUCUGGAAAACAAAAUACAUGGUUUCACAGCGACUCUCAUCUGUCUCCACAGAACCAUUUUAAACCUUGUCUUUGCAGCUGUUAAUUUCUCAUCGGAACGGGACCGCACCCCUGCCUUCAACGCGGGUGGCGUCUCGGCCGUCAUGCCCUCGGUGGGCUGUCUUCAGCUUGUGCCAGUAUUAAAACAUUGUCACGGAUAGAGUGCCGAAUGACAUUUUUUCCCUCCGCAACUGCACCUUAAAGUCAGUACAAACAAACACAUCCAUGCAACCAAAAGACAGGGCAAGGGCUCUUUUUUUAAAAAGAUGAUGAUUGAUAAACUUUUAUGAUUUUGAUUUCUAGGCUGCUGCAUUUUACAAAAUGGAUUUUCCAUUGUUUGUUUGUUUGCGAUACACUUGGCAGUCUUAAGCAAAUGAGAUCAUUUUCAGAUUUUUUUUUUCUCACUCUUUCUACUUUUAUAAUGAUUGAUAGAAAAUUAGUAGGAUUUACUUUUUUGAUAAACGAGCAGUUUGCAGCAUCCUGUGUUGCACUGGGGGCUGCCGGCUCCAGUGAAACGCUGGUUCCCAGACCUAUUUCUUGGCACAAGUUGACCAAAUUGUUUAAGCGAUGACUAUUUACAAAGUGUAGCAGGUUGUUUUCUGUUAAGAGAAGCGGAAAUCCAGUGCGCUCUCUGGACUGUCGGUGUACUGAGUGGCGUAUCCGAUGGGAGGGUAGUAAGCUGUGGUGUUUUGCUGUAUGUUUCACAAGCAUGAGAACCUGUAUGUCAGUGACCAGGGCCAUUUGUGCUGUGUUACGUUGUGGAGCGUGUCUGAGCUUCCCGUGGAGGCAGGAGCUCUUGAGUCACAGUGUGUCGUCCCCUGGCUCCCGUGAUCAGACCUGUAUCCUACUGCAACUGUGGUUUGGAACUGCACACUCAAUAGUGGUAUAUAUAUCGUGCCUGUCGUCACAAACCAUUCUUUUCUCCUUUUUAUACUCACCCCCCCACCCCGCCAAACCCCCCACCCCCAGCCUGGGGUAUGGACAUAUGACACUGCACAUCCUUGAUAGUCGGACAACACAGGGAACAGGGUUCCAGUAACUGCUGGGGCCCACAAGUCAAAAUGCGUUUGCCUGUUCUCCAUGGGGCUCGGGUGGCUGCCAUUCCCUCAGUGUUGUUAAGUCCUUUUCCGAUGCCGCCCCCAGAGGGGGCGACCCAUCCACCACGGUUCCCUUCCAGCGCCCCACACCACAGCUGGGGGCCCUCACCUAAGACACCCAGGACCACCCCGACUGGGGGGCUGUGACCAGCGUACGUGGAAACACAAAUGGACGACGAGUAGCUCGAGAUGUGUGUGAAUCAUUUGCCUUACAGUCUGUACAGACGGUUUUAAGUACUAACAAAAGGGAAUAAAAAUACCUCAUGCCACAAUCCAGCAUCCUGAAGUUUUAAGGCAAAA